This is a messenger RNA of Nyctereutes procyonoides (raccoon dog), 1632 nucleotides long. RefSeq names its product neurexophilin and PC-esterase domain family member 4 (gene NXPE4). The transcript has 6 exons. The record is from RefSeq and is a predicted model, not a curated record. Bases 1 to 1632 code for a protein of 543 amino acids. Lineage: Eukaryota; Metazoa; Chordata; Mammalia; Carnivora; Canidae.
AUGAAGAUAAAUAUGGCAAAUCGUAAGUCACUGUUGGUAUUGUUGUUUCUAUUGGCCUCCUGGAUCACUUUUACAGUUUUUAAAAACUCUACAAAGAUAUGGACUGCACUGAGGUUGCCCAUCACCCUCCAUCACUGGAACUUGGUCAUGAAAUCCCCAUGUCCUGAAGUACCGCUGCAUCCAGUAGUUUCAUCAGCUGAGACCGAGCUAAGAAUAAAGAGAAUCACAGGGAAACUAGACCAGCUGAUCCCACCCAGACCUUUCACCCAUAUGAAUACCACCACCAGUGCAGCACAUAGCACAGCUACCAUCCUCCACCCUCGAGAUGCCUACUGCAGGGGUGAUCGGCUAGAUGUUGUCCUGGAGGGGAGGGACCACUUGGGACGCAGGAAGGAAUAUGGUGGGGACUUCCUGAGAGCCAGGAUGUCGUCUCCAGCCCUGAAGGCAGGGGCAUCAGGAAAUGUGACCGACUACAACAAUGGCACUUACCUGGUCAGCUUCACUCUCUUCUGGGAGGGCUGGGUCUCUCUGUCUCUCCUGCUUAUCCACCCCAGUGAAGGGGCAUCAGCUCUCUGGAGGGCCAGGAACCAAGGCUAUGACAGGGUGAUUUUCACAGGCCAGUUUGCCAGUGGUACCUCCCAUGUCGAUACUGAUUGUGCCCUGGUUUUAAACUCCAGCACUGAGCUGUGUGAGUACUUGGAUGCACAAGACCAAGAAGCCUUCUACUGUGUAAGACCACCCCACAUGCCCUGUGCUGCUCUCACUCACAUGCAUUCCAAAAACAAGGAUGUUUCUUAUCUCAGCAAACAAGAAUGGAACCUCUUUGAAAGGUCAAAUGUGGGUAUAGAGAUUAUGGAAAAAAAUGUCAUCAGUGUCUCCAAAUGCAACAGAAAAACUGUUCCAGUGAAAAAGAAAUGCAAGUUUGGAAUGACAUCCACAAUCCCUGGUGGACAUGUCUGGAAAGAGACAUGGAAUCCUGUCUCCUGUAGUUUGGCUCCGAUCAAAAUGAAAGAAUGCCUAACAGGAAAAUUCGUGUAUCUAAUGGGAGAUUCCACAGUCCGCCAGUGGAUGGAAUAUUUCAAAAACAGUAUCAACACACUGAAAUCAGUGGAUCUGCAUGAAUCAGGAAAAUUUCAACACCAGCUUGCUGUGGACUUGGACAAGAAUAUCAACAUCCAGUGGCAAAAACAUGGUUACCCUCUGAUUGGAUCAUUGACCUAUUCAGUGAAAGAAAUUGAAUACAUUGCCCGAGUCAUUGACAGAACUGGAGGAGAAAAAAACACUGUCAUUGUUAUUUCUCUGGGCCAGCAUUUCAGGCCCUUCCCCAUUGAUGUUUUUAUCCGAAGGGCCCUCAAUGUCCACAAAGCUGUUCAGCGUCUUCUUCUGAGAAGUCCAGACACUAUGGUUAUUAUCAAGGCAGAAAACAUCAGGGAGAUGCAUGGUGAUGUGGAAAGAUUUAGUGACUUUCAUGGUUACGUCCAGUAUCUUGCCCUUAAGGAAAUUUUUCAAGAUCUGAAUGUGGGCCUCAUUGAUGCCUGGGAUAUAACAAUUGCAUAUGGCACAAAGAGUGUGCAUCCACCUCAAUCUGUAGUCAGAAAUGAAGUUAAUAUAUUAUUAAACUAUAUUUGCUAG